CCUCCCGUACACACCCCUCAGAACAGCGCAGAACAGGUCACGCGCAAUCACGCACGGACACGCACCUCGAGAACACGGGAUGAGUGCGAUCUGACGGACAUCAGCACAAACAAAAUACAACAGUGAAUCGGUAUCAUGACCAGGUCAGUGCGGGAGGAGCAGUGCUCAGUGGAAUUAGAGGAGCAGCAGGAGCUCUGCAGCCCUGCAGGGGGAGAACCUCAGGCUGCAGGAGAGGAAGAGGACAAUCAACUCCAUCUGGAGGAGGAUGAUGGCGAGGAGGAUGAUGGCGAGGAGGAUGAAGAUGAGGAGGAGGAGGAGGAGGAGGAGGAAGAAGACGGUGAGAACAAACCCAAGAGGCGAGGGCCAAAGAAAAAGAAGAUGACAAAGGCUCGGAUGCAAAGGUUUAAAAUCCGCCGGAUGAAAGCAAAUGCCAGGGAAAGAAACCGCAUGCAUGGGCUGAAUGACGCUCUCGAAAGUCUGCGCAAAGUUGUCCCCUGUUACUCUAAGACCCAAAAACUUUCAAAGAUUGAAACGCUCCGCCUUGCCAAGAACUACAUAUGGGCCCUAAGUGAGAUUCUGCGUUCUGGCAAGGCACCCGACCUCAUGAGUUUUGUGCAGGCCCUCUGCAAAGGGCUUUCUCAGCCAACCACUAACCUGGUAGCCGGCUGCCUGCAGCUAAACCCCCGAACAUUCCUGCCAGAGCAGACGCCUGAUAUUCCGGCUCAUCUUAACCCAGCUGGAGCUGCUGCCUAUCCUGGACACUUCUCUUACCAGAGUCCUGGACUGACAGCCGGCCUGCCGAGCCCACCCUACGGCACCAUGGACCCCUCACAUAUCUUUCACCAGGUUAAGGGCCAGCCCUAUGGGCCCAUGGAGCCUUUUUUUGAUGGGGUCCUUGUUUCUGAAGGCCCUGCGUUCGAUGCACCCCUCAGUCCUCCACUUAGCAUCAACGGAAACUUUUCCUCGUCCUUUAAGCAUGAGGUUGUCACAGCUGCCGAUUAUGACAAGAGUUUCGCAUUCAGCGUGCACUAUGGGGGAGGAGGAGGAGCUCCGGGACACACAACUAUGUAUGGUGGUGGUGGGACCAACCAGCGGUGUGGUGACCUGCAGAUGGAUGGGAUGAUGGGCUUUGAGGGACAAUCGCACCAUGAGCGGCUGAUGAACGCUCAGUUGAACGCCAUCUUCCAUGACUCCUGAAAUAGAGGAGAAUAAAGGACUAAGAGACGGAUGUGGACAAAGAUGAACAGACAGAACAUUAUAUAUCUUUCCUUUAUUUUUUCUGUCUGCAUCUGAUCUACAACUUUUUGGUCAUAAGCAUGGUGUCAAUGGCAAUAAUAUUGUUGAUGUUAUCUAUGUAGCAUUUCGCACUGUAGAAAUGCUCUCUGAAUGUGUCAUCCUUAUCAACGCUAUCACUUAAAACAAUCAAAAAGCAAUAAUCUGGAAAAAAAACUAUGCAACUUUGUUAAACCCGAGCCUAACCUGCUCAGCUGAGGAUUCCAAAUGUUGACAUAAUAAAGAUUUCUCUAUUUUUGGGACAGUGUGUAAGUGAAGCGAUGCUAUGCAGUGUCAGGAUGGUUUUUCAGCUGGGAUUGUUCUUAACUGUUCUUGUUGUUCAUGUGGUUUUUACUUUAUGCUUUUUAUAAGGUUUCUCGUAGUGUCAACUGUUAACAUUAAAUGUAACUCAUAUUUUAUAAAAUAGAUGUUUAUAAAUGCCUUUUAAUAAAAGGAGUUCAUUGUGAUGUA
Messenger RNA from Cynoglossus semilaevis (tongue sole), 1743 nucleotides. RefSeq names its product neuronal differentiation 1 (gene neurod1). Gene Ontology annotation, biological process: sensory organ development; axon development; positive regulation of transcription by RNA polymerase II. Gene Ontology annotation, molecular function: DNA-binding transcription factor activity, RNA polymerase II-specific; protein dimerization activity; E-box binding. The record is from RefSeq and is a predicted model, not a curated record. The transcript has 4 exons. Gene Ontology annotation, cellular component: nucleus. The coding region runs from base 136 to 1197 and encodes 353 amino acids. NCBI's taxonomy places the organism in Eukaryota, Metazoa, Chordata, Actinopteri, Pleuronectiformes, Cynoglossidae.